UUCACAUGCAUCGUUGCAUCCAUGUCUCGUAGUUCUCGGCGUGUAACUCGCCUGUGCUGUAACUCCCCCUCUCGUUCGUCAGCUCUUGCUUGUCGUUGCUCUCGAGCGCUCUGGAGGCGUUGGCGGUCAGCGAGAUCACCGAGAAAGAAAAACGCUUUUGGCGACGAGUUGCUUUUGGCUGUUGUUCACUCAUCUGGUAGAUCGACCUCUCCCGAGUGGGAAGCUUAUCACCAGAGGGCCUGCCAGCUUCGCUUGCGCUGUGUAGCCCUUCCUGAUGGCAACCUUGGCCGAGCUAUCACUGAUGCUGUCGCCGAUGACGUGGAGGAGAUUGCCAAGCUUGAGGCACCUGCUGAGCGGCUCUUCGUCUUCAUCCGCAGACUUAUUCAACGUGACCCUGAUGUGCGGAAGAGCAAGGAUGUCAGACGGAUGCUCUGGCGGCGACUCGAGAUGUGGCGGGAGGUGCUGGUGGAGGAGCUCCUGGAAGCGGAACGACUGGACGAACACUUCGCCGCCACUCAACCUCCUCUUGACGACGAGUCCGUCUACCGCAUCUUCAACAAGCUCAUGCUGGAGGGCAAGGUCCGGGCGGCUGUUCGCUUCGUCACUGAGAGGGGUGGUGGCGGUGUCCUCCAUCCGUCCGCUCAAGCUGAGAAGCGCCCACCAGGCGUCACACUGCUCGACGUCCUUCGCGAGAAACACCCACCGCAGCAGCAGCCAUGCGAGGAGGCCUUCCUUCCCUGCGACUCCCUCCCUCCCCUUAUAGACGUGGACAUCACUGAGUCAACGGCGGAGCGCACUAUACGAAGCCUGAGCGGGAGCGCUGGGCCGACUGGAGGCGACGUGGACUUCUGGCAGGGGCUCCUGCUUCGCUUCGGCGCCAAGAGCGGCCGCCUUCGCUCGGCAGUGGCGUCUCCCGUGUCCGGCCUGGCACCGAUCAGCUGUGCAUCGAGGUGAAGGCGGGCAUCGAGGGGGCCGUGCAUGCUAUGAACGACAUCUUCCAAGAGGAUGGGACUGAAGGCUUUCUGCUGGUGGAUGCGAACAACGCUUUCAACAGCAUCAGUCGACCUGCAGCCAUCUGGAACACUCGUGUACUGUGGCCCCGCUGCUCUCGUUACGUGUCCAACACCUAUUGAGGCUUCGCCGGCCUCUACCUGCAAGACUCGACCGACUGCCUGUGGAGCCGUGAAGGCGUAACCCAGGGCGAUUCCUUGGCGGUGUUCGUCUACGCCUGCGGCAGCCUCCCCCUCAUCCAUGCUUUGCGGGCCGCCUGUGCUGAGGAGGGGUAUCGGAUGCCAUCGAGUGGGAG
Vitrella brassicaformis is the source of this 1306-nucleotide messenger RNA. The record is from the annotation of a GenBank genome assembly. Lineage: Eukaryota; Vitrellaceae.